Eupeodes corollae is the source of this 575-nucleotide messenger RNA. RefSeq lists its product as uncharacterized. NCBI's taxonomy places the organism in Eukaryota, Metazoa, Arthropoda, Insecta, Diptera, Syrphidae. The transcript has 4 exons. Gene Ontology annotation, molecular function: peptidase inhibitor activity. The record is from RefSeq and is a predicted model, not a curated record. Bases 114 to 449 code for a protein of 111 amino acids. Gene Ontology annotation, cellular component: extracellular region.
AAAUUAUCAUCAUUCCAGGGACAAAAGAAAGUAAACGGCUGUCUAAACAGUCUAUAACAUAAAGUUGAAGAAAUAAGACGUGUAAAGUACUAUAGCGAUCUUAUAACAGUAAAAUGGUGAAACUUAUUGUUUGUUUGGUAAUAGUUGCUUUAUCCGUUGCUUUUACAAAUGCAGCAGAAUGUCCAUCAUUUACUAAGGUUCAAAACUGUACUCCAAGAUGUUUUCACGAUACUGAAUGUAGUCGCGUUGGUGGAAAAUGUUGUCCAAAUAUUUGCAAUACUAACUCAUGUGCACAACCAAAUGUUCUUAAAAAUAAUAUUGGUUCGGGAUCGAACAAGGACAAAUAUUCUGGUGCCACUGGUGUCUAUUGUGGAAAUGUUAAAUGUAAUUCUUUUGAAAAAUGUGGAAUGGAUAAAGCAACUAAAAGGCCAAAAUGUGUCCGGUCUUAAUUUUAUUUUUAUUUUUAAAUAGAAACUUAAAAAACUUGUAAAUAAAUAUUACGAAUUAUGUAUUGUUUAAACAAAAAUUGGGUUGUUGAAUAAAGAAUACACAUUUCACGGUUAAAAUUAAAAUUU